Neltuma alba is the source of this 6632-nucleotide messenger RNA. RefSeq names its product callose synthase 7. The transcript is spliced from 43 exons. Bases 458 to 6265 code for a protein of 1935 amino acids. Gene Ontology annotation, biological process: (1->3)-beta-D-glucan biosynthetic process. Gene Ontology annotation, molecular function: 1,3-beta-D-glucan synthase activity. Gene Ontology annotation, cellular component: 1,3-beta-D-glucan synthase complex; plasma membrane. NCBI's taxonomy places the organism in Eukaryota, Viridiplantae, Streptophyta, Magnoliopsida, Fabales, Fabaceae. The record is from RefSeq and is a predicted model, not a curated record.
ACAAAACACAAAGGACACUGAUAAAGCAAAAGUAAGAAGCAAUGCCGAUUAUAAGUCAUACUACCUUUGGCUGCUUCCUCGAAAAAGCACAUUGAAGGUUCAUCGUUCAUUUGAUUAUCAGUUUCCUUUCGUUAAAAAGCAGAAGCACUCACUGCAACAACACAACCCCAGACCAGCACACGUACCAUUGUUGCUCUGAUUUUCCAUUCAAAACCACUUUUGCCUUUCCUCAAUUUUAUAACUCUAAAGCUUCUUCCUUUGGCCCACCCCGCGAUCAAAAGUUCCUAAUCUAUCCUACCCAAUCCGCCUUUCUUUUUCCCCUAUACAAAAAACCAAUGUUGCCUUUCACUUCAUCAGACUCGAAUGCUGGGUUUAAGCAUUUGGGUACUUGUGAAAUUUUCUGGGUAAAAACUGAAGAAACAAAUUUUGUACUGGUGGUGGUGGGAUUGUUGGCGAAAUGGCGAGCACGAGUGGCACAAAGGGUGUUGUGCCCAGUGUCCCUCGGCUGCCUUCCCGGCGGAUGACACGGCUGCCGACGAGUGAUGUGGAGUUGUUGGAUGAGAAGGGUGCUACUGACAGUGAAUCUGUGCCAUCUUCCCUUGCAGUUAUUGUUCCAAUCCUCCGUGCAGCCAAUGAAAUUGAGGAGGAAAAUCCCAGAGUUGCUUAUCUUUGCCGCUUCCAUGCAUUUGAGAAGACUCAUAUAAUGGAUCCAACAUCAAGUGGGCGUGGGGUUCGUCAAUUCAAGACUUUUAUGUUGCACAGACUGCAAAGAGAAGGGGAAUAUACUAAACAGUUUAGUAAAAGAAGUGAUACCAGAGAAUUGCAGUGGUACUAUCAAACAUUCUAUGAGCAACAUGUCCGGGGUGGUGAAUUUACAAAGAAACCAGAGGAGAUGGACAAGAUUCUUCAGAUUGCCUCUGUAUUGUAUGAUGUUCUGAAGGCAAUGGUACCUCCAAAAGAUAUUGAAAAUAAGACAAAAGAAUAUGCAAUGGAUGUUGAGAAGAAAAGGGGACAAUGUGAAAACUAUAACAUUCUUCCACUGUAUGCUGUUGGUGUUAAACCAGCAAUCAUGGAAGUUUCUGAGAUCCAAGCAGCACUUAAUGCUCUUCGCAAUCUGGAAAAUCUUCCAUUGCCUAUAAUUCAUUCAAGAAAUGAUUCCUCUACUGGUGUUUCUAGAAUCCCAAUGGAGAGAUUUAAAGAAAUUAAUGACGUACUUGACUGGCUGUCUUCUAUUUUUGGGUUUCAGAAAGGAAAUGUGGCAAAUCAACGAGAGCACCUAAUAUUAUUGCUUGCCAACAUUGAUAUAAGGAACACAAAACCUGAAUUUCAUGAGACUAAUGAGAGAUUCUUGCGGCUUCAUGAAAAUACUGUACCACAUUUACUGGAUAAAAUGUUCAAGAAUUACUAUUCAUGGUGUAAUCAUGUGCGCCGUAAACCCAAUCUUAGGUUUCCAGAAGAUGGUGACAAACAACAGCUAGAGCUGAUAUACAUAGCUCUUUAUCUUCUUAUUUGGGGAGAAGCUUCAAAUAUUCGCUUUAUGCCUGAAUGUCUUUGCUACAUUUUUCAUCAUAUGUGCCGUCAUGUCUAUGAUAUUCUACAAAGUAAUGUCCAUCCUGCGAGUGGGGAGAAUGACAAAGCAGAAGCUCCAGGUGAAGAAACCUUUCUGAGGGAUGUUAUAACUCCUAUUUAUAAUGUUUUAGCAAAGGAAGCUCAAAGGAACAACCAGGGCAAGGCCAGCCAUUCCAAGUGGAGAAAUUAUGAUGAUCUGAAUGAAUACUUUUGGUCUGACAAAUGCUUUAAGCUGGGGUGGCCAAUGGACCCAGAAGCAGAUUUUUUCAGGAAUUCAGCUGAGUCACUGCCAGUAAAUGAGGGUCCUAACCAAGCUAGCUCUGGAGCUGGAAAGAAGCCCAAAACAAAUUUUGUGGAAGUUCGUACAUAUUGGAGCCUCUAUCGGAGUUUUGAUCGAAUGUGGAUCUUCUUUAUCUUGGCUUUACAAGCCAUGAUUAUUGUUGCAUGGAGUUCCUUGGGACCUUUUGCUAUGUUUUAUGAUGCAGAUGUCUUCAGAAGUAUUAUGAGCAUAUUCAUUACACAUGCCAUUCUCAAUUUUCUGCAAGCUUCUUUGGAUAUUAUUCUGACUUGGAAUGCCUUGAAGAAUAUGAAAAUUUCCCAGUUGCUACGGUAUCUUCUGAAAUUUGUUGCCGCAGCUGUUUGGUUUGUUGUUUUGCCAGUCAGCUAUUCUAGUUCUCUUCAGAAUCCAUCAGGGCUUCUAAAAUCCUUAACCAGUUGGGCUGGGGAUUGGGGGAACCAGUCACUAUAUACGUAUGUUGUUGUGAUUUACUUACUGCCAAACAUUGUGGCUGUAAUACUGUUUUUCCUUCCACCCAUACGGAGAAAGCUGGAGCACUCAAAUGUGCGAAUUGUUACCCUUCUGAUGUGGUGGGCUCAGCCAGAACUGUAUGUGGGUAGGGGUGUGCAUGAGGACUUGUUAUCACUACUGAAGUACACCCUGUUUUGGAUCCUGCUUCUAAUUAGCAAGCUAGCAUUUAGCUACUAUGUGGAGAUAUUGCCCCUUGUUGGACCCACAAAAUUAAUCAUGGAGAUGCCUAUAGAUAACUUCCAGUGGCAUGAAUUCUUUCCAGAAAAUGAUACUCAUAAUAUUUUUGUUGUCAUUCCAAUAUGGGCUCCAAUUAUACUGGUUUACUUUAUGGAUACUCAAAUAUGGUAUGCCAUUUACUCUGCUCUACUUGGCGGGAUUAUUGGAGCCUUUCAUCAUUUGGGCGAGAUAAGGACACUUGGGAUGCUGCGCUCCAGAUUUGAAUCUAUACCAUCAGCUUUCAGUCAGUGCUUCCUGCCCGGAAGUAACAGUGAGACUAAGCCAGAGGAUAUGAUUGAAUCAAAUGAACGCAGAAAUAUCGCAUGCUUCUCUCAGGUCUGGAAUGAGUUUAUAAACUCCAUGAGAGAUGAAGACCUGAUCAGCAAUAGGGAUAGAGAUCUGUUGCUUGUCCCCUACCGCUCAAGUCAUGUUUCUGUAAUCCAGUGGCCCCCAUUUUUGCUUGCUAGUAAGAUUCCAAUAGCACUAGACAUGGCAAAAGAUUACAAGGGGAAGGAUGACGCUGAGUUAUUUAAAAAGAUUAAGAGUGAUGAGUACAUGUAUUCAGCAGUCAUUGAAUGCUAUGAGACACUCAGGAGACUUAUAUAUCACCUCCUGGUAGAUGGAGCAGAUAAGGCGGUUGUGAAACGAAUAUGUCAGAGAGUUGAAAGGAGCAUAGAACAGCACACAUUUGUCAAAGAAUUCAAAAUGAAUGGCUUGCCCUUACUCAGUGAGAAGUUGGAGAAAUUCCUAACUCUAAUGCAAACUGAUGAUCACAAAAUUGAGUCAUUGAGGCCCCAGAUAGUCAAUGUAAUGCAGGAUAUAGUGGAAAUUAUUUUCCAGGAUGUUAUGGUUGAUGACCCUUCAAUCCUGCAUGCUCCCGACCGUAAUACUGUAGAUAAUGACGUGGAAGGACAGAGGUUUGUCAAUAUUAACAUUUUACUUGCACUAGACAAGUCAUGGAAGGAAAAGGUUAUUAGGCUUCAUUUGCUUUUAACUGUCAAGGAGUCUGCCAUAAAUGUGCCACAAAAUCUGGAUGCUCGUCGGCGUAUUACAUUCUUUGCAAAUUCUUUAUUUAUGAAUAUGCCAAAGGCUCCCAAAGUGCAGGAUAUGCUGUCUUUCAGCGUUCUUACUCCAUAUUACAAAGAGGAUGUGUUGUAUUCUGACGAGGAACUCAAUAAAGAAAAUGAAGAUGGGAUUUCAAUUUUAUUUUACUUAAAGAAGAUAUAUCCCGAUGAAUGGACCAAUUUCCAUGAAAGACUUGAAGAUCUAAAACAUUAUUAUCCUGGAGAAGUAGAUGAAGGUGAGUUAACACGUCAGUGGGCAUCUUGCAGAGGGCAGACACUCUAUCGAACAGUAAGAGGAAUGAUGUACUAUAGGCAAGCUCUGAACCUUCAAUGCUUUCUACAAUAUGCCGAAGACAAUGCCAUCUUUGGUCGCUACAGGACUGUAGAUUUCAGUGAAGAUCAGAGAAACUCUUUGGAUCGUGCCCAAGCUUGGGCUGAUUUAAAGUUCACCUAUGUUGUUUCAUGUCAGAUCUAUGGUUCUCAAAAGAAAUCAACAAAUUCCCGAGACAGAAGCUGCUAUAAUAAUAUUCUCAAUCUUAUGUUAACAAAUCCGGCUCUUCGCGUCGCUUACAUUGAUGAAAAGGAAGAGAUAGUGGAUAAGAAAACUCAGAAAGUUUAUUACUCUGUUCUUGUCAAAGGAGGGGACAAGUAUGAUGAGGAAAUAUAUCGGAUCAAGCUUCCUGGUUCUCCCACAGCGAUUGGUGAAGGGAAGCCUGAAAACCAAAAUCAUGCUAUUAUAUUUACACGUGGAGAAGCUUUGCAGACCAUAGACAUGAAUCAGGACAACUACUAUGAAGAAGCUUUCAAAAUGAGAAAUCUAUUGGAGGAAUUCCAUAGAAAUCACAGUGGGCAGCGGAAACCCUCCAUAUUGGGUCUAAGGGAGCAUAUAUUUACUGGAAGUGUUUCAUCACUUGCUUGGUUCAUGUCAAACCAAGAGACUAGCUUUGUGACCAUUGGCCAACGAGUAUUAGCAAAUCUUCUAAGGGUACGAUUCCAUUAUGGACAUCCUGAUAUAUUUGACAGAAUCUUCCACAUAACAAGAGGCGGCAUCAGUAAAGCUUCAAAAGUUAUAAACCUAAGCGAGGAUGUAUUUGCAGGGUUCAAUUCAACUCUUCGUGGAGGACUUAUCACACAUCAUGAAUACAUCCAAGUAGGUAAGGCACGUGAUGUAGGCAUGAAUCAGAUAUCACUCUUUGAGGCUAAGCUUGCAAAUGGAAAUGGAGAGCAAACACUCAGCCGUGAUGUUUAUCGGCUUGGACGACGGUUUGACUUCUACAGAAUGUUAUCCUUCUACUUCACAACAGUUGGUUUCUAUUUCAGUAGCAUGAUGAGCGUGUGGAUUGUCUAUUUGUUCUUGUAUGGACGUUUAUACAUGGCUUUGAGUGGGGUUGAAAGACAAAUACUUCAGAGUCCAAACAUGAUUCAGAACAUAGCCCUUGAAAAGGCCUUGGCAACCCAGUCUGUCUUUCAGUUGGGCUUACUGCUGGUACUACCCAUGGUUAUGGAAACCGGCUUGGAGAAGGGUUUUCGCACAGCCUUGGGUGAUUUUAUCAUCAUGCAGCUCCAGCAGGCCUCCGUCUUCUUUACCUUCCAUCUAGGAACCAAGUCACAUUAUUAUGGAAGAACUAUCUUGCAUGGAGGCUCUAAAUACAGAUCAACUGGUCGGGGGUUUGUUGUAUUCCAUGCAAGAUUUGCUGAUAACUACAGGUUGUACUCAAGAAGUCAUUUUGUGAAGGGCCUAGAGAUUCUCUUACUUUUGAUUGUAUGUGAAGUCUACGAGAUGUCAUAUCGUAGCUCAAACGUUUAUAUGUUUGUCACAUUCUCAAUGUGGUUUUUGGCCACUUCAUGGUUGUUUGCUCCUUUUUUGUUCAAUCCCUCUGGCUUUGAUUGGCAAAAAACAGUGGAUGAUUGGUCAGAUUGGAAGAGGUGGAUGGGGAACCGUGGUGGUAUUGGUAUCCCACCUGACAAAAGUUGGGAAUCUUGGUGGGAUAAAGAAAAUGAACACCUGAAAUACUCGCAUUUCAGGGGAAAAGUACUUGAGAUAAUUCUUGCAUUUCGCUUCUUUGUGUACCAAUAUGGAAUCAUUUACCACCUGGAUGUAGCUCAUCACAGCAAAAGUUUGCUGGUCUUUGGACUUUCUUGGAUUAUUUUGGUUGCUGUUCUUGUUGUUUUGAAGAUGGUAUCCAUGGGCAGACAAAGAUUCGGCACAGACUUUCAGCUCAUGUUUCGUGUUCUUAAGGCACUUCUCUUUCUUGGCUUCAUGUCAGUAAUGACUGUAUUAUUUGUGGUCUGUGGGCUCACCAUGAAUGAUCUAUUUGCUGCAAUCCUUGCCUUCAUGCCCUCUGGAUGGGCUAUUAUUCUGAUUGCACAAGCAUGCAGGGGAUUGUUGAAGGAAUCUGUAGUGUGGGAUUCAGUGAAGGAGCUAUCCAGAGCAUAUGAAUACGUAAUGGGAUUCAUCAUCUUCAUGCCUGUUGCUGUAUUGUCAUGGUUCCCAUUUGUAUCAGAGUUCCAAACAAGGUUGUUGUUCAAUCAAGCAUUCAGUAGAGGGCUACAGAUUUCAAUGAUUCUUGCCGGAAAGAAGGAGAAGGACCCUGAUAAAUCAGCAUGAGGUUGAUUAGCUAGCUGAGUUUUUCACCCCCUUUUGCCAACAAGUUAGCUGAGUUAGUCUUCGGCUACUUAUCUACUCUGUAUGCAUAUAUAAAGUCGAAUCUUAUCAAUGCUCUGUAGAAAGUUAUGUUUCAUAUGAUAGAAGGAUUAUUUUUGGGAAAAAAAUGAAGAGAAAUGUAAGGUGGAAUGAAAGAGAAAAUAAGAUAGAAAUAUGUAAAAAACAACGGUAGUACUAUUGUGUAUAGUAAUCUUAUCAUAUUUCUAAUACUUGCUGCAAAUUUUCCAAUGUUAACACUAUUCCAUCAUUUACCAAAUGUAAUUUUCAGGCAUUGCCAUGGUAUUUCUACUCCCAUUCCAACCAUUUCUUA